Molecule: messenger RNA, 2766 nt
Organism: Callorhinus ursinus (northern fur seal)
Lineage: Eukaryota; Metazoa; Chordata; Mammalia; Carnivora; Otariidae
Gene: NT5DC3
Product: 5'-nucleotidase domain containing 3
Molecular function (GO): 5'-nucleotidase activity
Source: RefSeq, a predicted model, not a curated record
AUGGCGGCGGCGACGGCGGCGGCGGCGGCGGCGGCCCGUGGGGCCGGGACGAGGGUGGCGGCGGCCCUGCUGGGCGGCUGCGGGAGUGCGGCCCGGGGGUGGCCGCGCGCGGGCCCCGCACGGCCCUUGUGCACAGCACCUGGGACGGCCCCGGACAUGAAAGGCUACCUGUGGGAGCGCUACCGGGAGGCGAAGAGGAGCAAGGACGACUUGGUUCCUUCAAUUAUGAACAACUUGUUGAAUCCAGAUGCCAUUUUCUCAAACAAUGAGAUGAGCCUGUCGGACAUUGAAAUCUAUGGCUUCGAUUAUGAUUAUACCUUGGUGUUUUAUUCAAAGCACCUCCACACGCUGAUAUUUAAUGCUGCUCGGGACCUUCUCAUCAAUGAACACCGGUAUCCGGUGGAAAUCAGGAAGUAUGAGUAUGACCCAAAUUUUGCAAUUCGUGGACUUCAUUAUGAUGUGCAGCGGGCAGUAUUGAUGAAGAUUGAUGCUUUUCAUUACAUCCAGUUGGGAACCGUCUACAGAGGCCUCAGUGUUGUCCCCGAUGAAGAAGUCAUUGAAAUGUAUGAGGGGUCCCACGUGCCCCUGGAACAGAUGAGUGACUUUUAUGGAAAGAGUUCUCAUGGAAACACCAUGAAGCAGUUCAUGGACAUCUUCUCCCUGCCGGAGAUGUCCCUCCUCUCCUGCGUGAAUGAAUACUUCCUUAAGAACAACAUCGACUAUGAGCCUGUCCAUCUGUACAAAGACGUCAAGGAUUCAAUUCGAGACGUGCACAUCAAAGGAAUCAUGUACAGCGCGAUCGAAGCAGAUAUUGAAAAGUACAUCUGCUAUGCUGAGCAGACCCGUGCAGUGCUGGCCAAACUGGCUGAUCACGGCAAGAAGAUGUUCCUCAUCACCAACAGCCCCAGCAGUUUUGUGAACAAAGGGAUGAAGUAUAUUGUCGGAAAAGACUGGAGGGACCUGUUUGAUGUGGUCAUCGUUCAGGCCGAGAAGCCAAACUUCUUUAACGAUAAGCGGAGACCUUUCCGCAAGGUGAACGAGAAAGGUGUCUUGCUCUGGGACAAGAUCCACAAGUUGCAGAAAGGCCAGAUUUAUAAGCAGGGCAAUUUAUAUGAAUUUUUGAAGCUUACUGGAUGGAGAGGAUCCAAAGUGUUGUAUUUUGGUGACCACAUAUACAGUGACCUGGCGGAUUUGACCCUGAAGCAUGGCUGGCGGACUGGUGCGAUUAUCCCGGAGCUGAGAUCCGAGCUCAGGAUCAUGAACACGGAGCAGUACAUUCAAACCAUGACCUGGCUUCAGACCCUGACCGGGUUAUUGGAGCAGAUGCAGGUUCACAGAGAUGCCGAGUCACAGCUGGUUCUGCAGGAGUGGAAAAAGGAAAGAAAGGAGAUGAGAGAAAUGACCAAAAAUUUCUUCAACACCCAGUUUGGAAGCUUGUUCCGCACAGACCAGAACCCGACCUAUUUCCUGAGGCGCCUGUCGCGCUUCGCUGACAUCUACAUGGCGUCUCUGAGCUGCCUCUUGAACUACGAUGUCAGCCACACGUUCUACCCGCGGAGGACUCCGCUGCAGCACGAACUUCCCGCCUGGUCGGACAGGGCCCCCACCUUCAGACUCCCCCUCCUGCAGGAGGCCCACGCCAAGUAACCAGGUGCCCACCUGCGGAAAAAGCCAGAAGCAGGGACAACCCCCAACUGGCUGGACGUGAUGGGGUUGACUUGUGUGCAAAUGAGUGUUGCUUUUGGAAAAGAUACAAAUACGCCUUUUGGUAUUCAUUACCUUACGGAGACUCCUUCCACGUUGUUGAGACAGAAGCAGGCAGCCCACCAGUUCUGCCUUUGCGUUUCUCGUUGGGGCGAGUGGCAAGCUUCAUGUUGAAACCCUGCGAUCAGCCUUUUUGUUUACCAAGGUACUGGAACGGGUGUCCGUGUUUCUGGGCUAGGUGAGCCUUGUUGAUGCCGUCUCUCAAUUCCAGCCGCUGAAGUGUCGCAAAUGUUCUUGACUCUUCCGUGGACAGUGGGCUGACCGUUCACGGGCAGUGCUGUUGGGGACCGCAGGGGCACAGUGCCGGGCGACAGUAAACAGCUUGUGGAAAGCUGAUGGAUGAGUCUGUGAGCUCCAUAAUAACAUCCGUAACAGUAUUGUACGUAGCCUCCAGUGCCCACAUCAUGUGGUACUAGGGCUGUGGCAUCCUGGUGCGUCACUCGAAGGGAGACUCAGCGUCCCUGCAAAAUCUUCUGUGAAAGAACAGAGAAGUUGCAAGUCCUGGACUCGUGGUUGUCCUCAGCUGAGGCCACUUCCCGGGGCCUGCCCCAUGCUGGGAGCACCUGUGGGGUCGCGGGUGAUGGGUGCAUCCACUCCUUCUGCGGGGAAGGAGGGUGAGGAGACCAGAGCUCUGCUUUACUGCAGAACCCGGCUGCGAGAAACAAGCAGGUCGGAGGAACCAGCGCAUUUGUGGUGGCCCCCCCGGGAGUUUAUCCCCCCUGAAAACGCCACCCACGUGUUAGUUUGAUGUGCCCACUGGAGGACAAAAGAUGAAGCAGGCGCAAAAAAUGUCCUUGUAAUGAAAUGCCCCUCCCGGACCCCUGCAGGGUUGUGUUGGAAUCUUGUGAAAACACCUGCAUGACCAGCAGGGGAGGAGGAGGUGGCCCCAUCACUCACUGCUUAGCUUCCCAGCCCUGUCCUCCCCUUAGAUCUCCUCCCUGCCACGUUGGUGUGGCUAUUUUGGGAGCCUGGGUGGUUUUCCUGAGGUGUGUGUUUCAGGUG